ACUACUAUUUUUUUCUCUCCCACCUCCUGUCUUCUUCCUCUCUUUGCUCACCUCUUUAAUUCGCCUACUCUCUCUCUUUCUUCUCUGCUUUGUGGCGGCUUUUCUAGAAUCUAUGGCCUCUGAGGGUUCGGUUGCAGAUCAGAGUAUCGAUGAGCAUGCGGAGGAGGAAAAAGUUGGUGAUGUUAGUAAAUGUGUUGAUGGAGAAGAGAUUAUUUUCCAGCCCAAGGAAGCUGCAGAUAAAGAAGAGGCAGAAAACAGCAAAGAAGUAGGCUCGACAGGGAUGGCAUCUACCGCUAGUUUCUCAGAAGAGAAUCUUGAACCUGAUGAUCUUUCUGUUUCCGAUAUAACCAAGAAGGAAGAACAGCAUGAAAAGGUUGGGGAGGUGGAGAAUUCUCCCCAGAAUUCUGAGGUUUCUAAUUCUUCAGAACCAGUAGUUGACAUAGAUGAAGCAACCUUGCAAAGCGAAGCUGACGAUGUUCAUGAAAAGCCAAGUGAAGUGCAAGAAAAAUCUAGUGAUUUUAUUGAGACAUCCGCAUUCCAAGAACCAGUGAUUUCAGAGUCCAAAUCAGAAGAUUUGAAAGAUAUUGAAAGCAAGCCAACAUUUGAGAAUGAAAGAAAAUCAGAGGAAGCACCUUUGGUUUCUACUGGUGUGGAUAUUUCUAAAGAUGGAAAUAUUGUGGCUGAGACACAAGAAGCAGCUAAUCCAGCGUUCUCAACGGACAAAACCGGUAUUGAAUUGAUUGGAUCAGAAGAUUCAAAUGAUGAAAUUCAUGUGUUAGUUCUUGCUGAAAUUCCAACUGUGUUUGUUCCUGAUUCUUCUGAAACACCAGAAAAAAAUGUUGAUUCGACUAAUCUUGCUAGUAUUGAGGUACCUGUGAAAGAUCUAGAAGCCGUAUCUGGCUCUCCUGAAGAACAGAAAUCAAAAGAGAGUACAGAAAUUCAAGAGCCAAUUUCAAAUGUGAGCAUAAAUGAUGCUGGAGAUGAAGUUGUUGGAUCCUCUUCAUAUGAAGUGAAGCCUACCGGAGUUUCAGAAGUGGUUGAAAACAAGGAUGGUGGCUUGGAAGCGGAGACUUCUCAGCCUUCUUUCAAAAUUCAAGAGGAUCUUGAAGCUAAUUAUAAGCUAGCUCAAACUGAAUCUGAUGAAAAUGUUUCCCAAGGAGUCGAAGUCAAGAAAGCUGAUGAGAUUGUUGAAGGUGGCAUAGAGACAUCCACUGUUCCUGAUGACGUUCCUCCACUUGCUAUAGUUUCAUCUGAAGAGGAAAAAGCUUCUGAGCCUGGUGUUGUGGUUGAGGAGGGAGAGUCUUCUUUGGAAAGCGAUAACAUUGACGCUGUUCCUAAAGUGGCUGAAAUUUCAUUGGAAGGCGGAAAUGUAGUGGAAGAAGAUGAAUUGGUUGAUAAGGAGAAAAUUGUGACUUCGGAUGCUGUACAGAGAGACUUGGUUGAUUCAAUUACAAAUCCUAUAGAAGCAAAAGUUUCUUCUGAUCAAGUAAGGACUCCUAUAACUGAGAAUGUAAAUGAAGAUCUGGAAGUGACAUCCAAGGAACUCAAUAUUGACCCUGUUGCUAGUGAAGCCUUUUCUGAGGGUGAUCAAAUUCCUGCAGGUGAGGAGAAGAGUGACAGCUUGAAAGGUGAAGUUGCAACUUCAGUGGAGACACCAAAUGAUAUCACCACCCCAGAAGAAGAACCACUUGAUCAACUGAUUGAGGAGAAGAAGAGUGAGAGUUUAGUAAGUGAAACACAUUCUUCUUCUGAGGAUAAAUUGCUUGAUGAGGAGAAAGAUGCAAAUGAAGAGGCUAAAGAUAUAAACUUGCAAAGCGAAGAUAAUGGUGCUGAUCAAAUCCCAAGUGUUGUGCAAAGUGAUUUUGCUGAGAAAUCUGCAUCCCAAGAACCUGCAUUUUCAAAAUCCAAAAUAGAAGAUUUGAAAGAUAUUGAAAUCAAGCCUACAACUGAGAAUGAAAGAAAACCAGAGGAAGCACAUUUAAUUUCUACUGAUGUGGGGAUUUCUGAAGGUGGAAACGUUGAGGCCGAGGCGCAGGAUACAACUAAUUUAGAGUUAUCAAAGGACAAAGUUGACAUCGAAUUGAUUAAGCUAGAACAUUCAAAGGAUGAAAUUCAGGUUCCCAUUGAAAUUCCUACUGUACUUGUUCACGAUACUUAUGAAGCGGCAGAAAAAAAUGACAUUGAUUCAAGUAGGCUUACCAGUAUAGAGAUACCUGUGAAAAAUCUAGAAGUUGAAUAUGGCUCUCCUGAAGAACAGAAAUCAAAUGUGAGUACAGAAACUAAAGAGCCAAGUUUAGAUGUUGGUGUACUUGAUGCUGAAGGUGAAGUUGGUGUACUUGAUACUGAAGGUGAAGUUGUUAGAUCAUCUUUCUAUGAAGAGAAGCCUUCAGGAGUUGCAGAAGUGAUUGAGAAAAAGAAUAAUGGCUUGGAAGGGGAGAAAAAUCAUUCUUCAGUCGAAAUUCACAAAGAUCUUGAAGCUAAAUCAGAAUUAGCUGAAACUCAAUCAGAUGAAAAUGUUUCUGAAGGAGUUAAAAUUAAGAAAUAUGAUGAAAUUGUUGGAGGCAUAGAGAUAUCCACCGUUCCUGAUGAUAUUCCUAUACCUUCUGAAGUUUCAUAUAAAGAGGAAAAAGCUUCUGAACCUGCGGUAGUGUUUAAAAAGGAGGAAGAGACUUCUUUGGAAGAUGAUAACAUUGGUACUGCGUCUGAAGUUGCUGAAGUUUCAUUGGAAGGUGGAAAUAAUUUGGAAGGGGAUAAAUUGGUUGACAAGGAAGAAGUAAAUGCUGAUGCUGUAGAGAGAGACUUGUUUAAUACAAUUAUAGAUCCUGCAAAAGCGAAACUCUCUUCUGAUCAAGUAAAAGCCCAUGCAACUACUGAGAGUGAAAAUGAAGCUCUGGAGUUGACAUCCAAGGAAGUCAAUAUUGCUCCUGAAGCUAGUGAUGUUCCUUCUGAAGAUGAUAAAAUGUCUACAGGCGAUGAGAAGAGUGAAGGCUUGAAAGGUGAAACUUCAACAUCAAUGGAGGCACCAAAUAGUAUCAUCACUGUAGAAGAACCACUUGAUCAAGUGAUUGAGGAGAAUAAGAGUGAGAGUUCAAUAAAUGAUACACAACCUCCUUCUGAGGAUAAACUGUUCGACUUGGAAAAAGAUGUGAAUGAAGAAGACAAAGAAAUAAACUUGCAAAGCCGAGCUGACGGUGCUGAUCAAAACCUAAGUGUUGUGCAAAGUGAUUUCGCUGAGACAUCCACAUCCCAAGAACCUGUGUUUUUAGAAUCCAAAAAUGAAGAUUUGAAAGAUACUGAAACCCAACCAACAUCUGAGAAUGAAAGAAGAGUAGUGGAAGCACCUUUGACUUCUACCGGUAUGGAUACUUCUAAAGAUGGAAAUCUUGAGGCUAAGUCACAAGAAGCUGCUAAUUCAGAGUUCUCGAAGGACAAAGUUGGCAUGGAACUGAUUAAGUCAGAAGAUUCAAAGGAAGAAAUUCAGGUGUUAGUUCCCCAUGAAAUUCCCACUGUAGUUGCUCCUGAUGCUUUUGAAGCACCAGAAAAAAAUGAUGUUGACUCAACUUAUCCUACAAGUAUAGAGGUACCUGUGAAAGAUUUAGAGGUUGAAUUUGGCUCUCCAGAAGAACAGAAACCAAAAGAGAGUACAGAAACUAAAGAGCCAAGUUCAAGUGCGAGUACAAUUGACGCUGGAGGUGAAAUUGUUGGAUCUUCCUAUGAAGCCAAGACUUCAGGAAAUGCAGUAGUUGAGAGAGAGGAUGAUGGCUUGGAAAUUCAUGAGAAUCCAGAAGCUAAUCCUGAAUUAGCUCAAACUCAAUCUGAUGAAAAUGUUUCCGAGGGAGUUGAAGGCAAGAAGGAUGAUGAGAUUGUUGAAGGCGCCAUAGAGACAUCCAAUGUUCCUGAUGAUGUUCCUUCACUUGCUAAAGUGUCAUAUGAAGAGGAAAAAGCUGUUGAGCCUGGUAUAGUGGUUGAGGAGGACAAAACUUCUUUGGAAGGUGAUUACACUGGUAGUGUGGCUGACGUUUCAUUGAAAGGUGCAAAUGUUUUGAAAGGGGAUAAAUUGGUUGACAAGGAGAAAGUUGUGAAUUCUGAUGCUGUAGAAACGGACUUGGUUGGUACAUUUACAGAUCCCACAGAUGCAGAGGUCUCUUCUGAUCAAGUAAAAGCUCCUACAACUACUGAGAUUGUAAAGGAGGAGAGCAAUGAGGGAGCUCUAAAAAUGACAUCCAAGGAACUUAAUAUUGCUCCUGAAUCUAGUGAAUUCCCUUCUGAGGUUGAUGCAUUUUCUGCGGGUAAUGAGGAGAAGAGUGAAAGCUUGAUAGUUGGAGAUGCAACUUCAGUGGAGGUACCAAAAGAUAUCAUCGUCAUAAAAGAGUCUCUUGAUCAAUUGGUUGAGGAGAAGAAGAGUGAGACUUUAGCAAGUGAGAUGGCAGCUCAGACCGAGGAUAAAUUUGUUGACGAGGAGACAAAUGUGAAUUUAAAGAAUGAAGUGAGAGAAUUGAUUAAUACAUCCAGUGAUGCUACUGCAGCUGAAGUUUCUUCUGAGAAAGUAAAGGCCCCUGAGCUUGUUGAGGAGGAGAGCAAUAAGCAAGCUCUGGAAGAGACGGCUAAGGACCUCAAUAUUGCUCCAGAAGCUAGUGAAGUCACUUAUGAGGAUGAUAAACUUUUUGCAGUUGAGGAGAAGAGUGAAAGCUUGAAAGGUGAAGCUGCAACUUCAGUGGAGGCACCAGAAGAUAUCAUCACCAUCAAAGAGUCGCGUGAUCAAGCGAUCGAGGAGGAAAAAAGUGAGAGGGAAGCUCCAGCUGAGGAUAAAUUGGUCGACAAGGAGAAAAAAGUGAAUGAAAAAGCUGAAGAGAGAGGCUUGGUUGAUACAUUCAUAGAUCCUACUGCAGCUGAGGUCUCUUCUGAUCAAACAAAAGCUUAUGAAACUGUUGAUAUUAUGAAGGAAGAGAGCAAUGAGCAAGCUUUGGAAGUGAAGUCCAAGGAACUCAAUAUUGCUUCUGAAGCUACUGAAGUCUCUCUUGUUGGUGAUGAAGUUUCUGAAGGUGAUGAAGUGAAGAGGGAAAGCUCGAAAGGUGAAGAUGCAACCUUAGUGGAGGCACCAAAAAAUAUUAAAAUUGCAGAAGACACGCCUGACCAAGUGAUUAUGCAGAAGAAGAGCGAGGGUUCAAAAAGUUUGAUGGAAGCUCUGGCGGAGGAUAAGUUGGUUGACAAGGAGAAAGAUAUAAAUGCAGAGGCUGAAAAGGCAGAAUCAGUUGAUAUACCCACAGAUCCUUCUGCUGCUGAAGUCUUUUCUGAGCAAGUAAAAGUUAAGGAAGCUCCGGAAUUAGCAUCCAAAGAACUCAAUAUUGUUCCUGAAGCAAGUGAAGUUCCUUCCGAGGGUGAUAAAGUUUCUUUAGGUGAAGGGGAGCAGAGUAAAAGCUUGAAAGGUGAAGAUGCAGCUUCAUUGGAGGCACAGAAAGAUAUCACCACUCAAGAAAAGUCAGUUGAUCAACUAAUUGAGGAGAACAAGAGUGAGAGUUCAAAAAAUAAGAUAGAAGCUCCAAUUGAGACGACUAGAGAUUUUGAUGCUUCUUUGCUCCUUCCUAAGGCAGUGAAAGACAUUAUAGCAUCAGAAGCAGUUCAGGAGAAGCAACAUGAGACCUCAAAUGAUCUCAGUCUGAAGGAAAAGAAAGCUAACGACUCUGAGUAUAAAAAGGAGGAAGUGAAAGUUGAGGAACCUUUACAGCAUGCGACCGACAAACCUGGGCAAGCAGAGUUGAGAACUGAAAAGGCAGAGAGUGAGAAAUCUAAGGAUGAAAAGCCAAUUGUAUCUUCUGAUACUGUGGAUGCAAAACUGACUAAAGAGGUGACUAAGCGCGAAUCAAACAUAUUCUCUAAGGUAAAGCGCUCAAUUGUGAAAGCAAAGAAAGCUAUCCUCGGGAAGUCACCAGGUACAAAGACUCUGUCAUCAGAAGCAAAAGAUGAGAACAUCUAAAAAGCUUGGCGAUUUAAAUUUAUAUGAAUUGCAUGUCUCCGUUGUGUCAUAUAUAUUGUAAAGAUUUUUGGAUCUCUUCUUUGUAGGUGUGAAAUUAUUUAGGUUUGUUUAUUGUGUUCUUGUUGUUUUUGUUCAGUUGAUGGUACUUCUAUAUUUGAUUGUUUGAUGUUCUGGAUCAGUUCAGACAUUCUUUUGUUGAUUAUGUAGGUUUGUAUCAGAAUUUGCUUGAUAUUUGAAGCUCUGUUUGAGAAUGUUGCACAUGGACAGUUUAACUUCUUGAAUUUGAAAUACAUUGAAAUUUUCUGCA
Messenger RNA from Dendrobium catenatum, 6281 nucleotides. Its product is annotated as microtubule-associated protein futsch-like. Bases 113 to 5974 code for a protein of 1953 amino acids. The record is from RefSeq and is a predicted model, not a curated record. The transcript has 2 exons. Lineage: Eukaryota; Viridiplantae; Streptophyta; Magnoliopsida; Asparagales; Orchidaceae.